This is a messenger RNA of Aspergillus clavatus NRRL 1, 1440 nucleotides long. Its product is annotated as WD repeat protein. Gene Ontology annotation, cellular component: nucleotide-excision repair complex; Cul4A-RING E3 ubiquitin ligase complex. Gene Ontology annotation, molecular function: protein binding. Gene Ontology annotation, biological process: transcription-coupled nucleotide-excision repair; protein polyubiquitination; proteasome-mediated ubiquitin-dependent protein catabolic process. The transcript is spliced from 2 exons. Lineage: Eukaryota; Fungi; Ascomycota; Eurotiomycetes; Eurotiales; Aspergillaceae. The coding region runs from base 1 to 1440 and encodes 479 amino acids. The record is from RefSeq and is a predicted model, not a curated record.
AUGAAUUCAUAUCUCUUGAACAGGACUCUUGGGUCCAUCACCCCGUCAACCUUCCAUGUUGCGCAAACCACCCGAUUGGUCCAUCAGCUUGAACCAGCUCCCCGAAUCCGCUUCUCGAGCCAAAAGACUGUUCCUGGAGGACAAUCUGAUUAUGACUUGGGGGCAUUUGACGGUGAUAUCGUCGCUCAUAGAGCCGGCGUGAAUGUCCUUGCCGUUGAUCAGAACGAUGGACGAUUCAUGGUAUCUGGUGGUGCAGACCCCACAGUUCAUCUCUGGGAUCUCGAAAGUAGAGGCUCCGAGUUGGACUACGUCCACAGGUCGGUUGCAUCCGUUAGCAAAGGAUCCCACGAGGAUGCUCAUACCCACGCCAUCACCUCGGUCUCGAUAUAUCCGUUCGAUCCAACUCCGUCUACGAUCUUGACUACCGCCCGUGAUGGGACACUCAAGCUCUCUGCAAUAGGGCUGGAUACUAUCACUCCCGUGCAUACUUUCACACUGGAUGCCACCCCAUACUCCCAUUCUCUAUCGUCGCACUCUGGUUCAACACUUCUUAUUGCGGUCGGCACAUCAGACAGAGCUGUGCGCUUACUCGACCUACGGUCUGGUCUAUCUACCCAUGGGCUUCCGGGCCAUAGCUCCUCUGUGCUCUCCGUUGCGUGGGCCCCCCACCGGCCGCACAUUCUCGCCUCGGCGUCCGCCGACAACCGUGUGAUUCUGUUUGACGUCCGCAGGGGCGGCCAUAACUCAGCCAUUGCGACACUUGAUAUGGACGACGCAGUUGGUCUUGUCCCUCCGCAAUGUGCUCCGGAGUCAUACAAAAGCCGCCCGGCGUUCGCGCCGGACGCUCGCGCCCACAACGGUGCAGUAACAGGCGUCCGCUGGACAUCAGACGGUGCACACCUCGUCACUGCCGGCCAGGAUGCUCGGGUCCGAGUCUGGAACGCCUCGACAGGCGCUAACACUCUCGUCCAUUUCGGGCCGCGGAUACGGAACGGCGUUUCCUCACAUCUGGCUGAGCGAGCCCCACUCGUUAUUCCCCGAGGACUGACAGCUCCGGGCCAAGAGACACUGUUGUGGCCGAACUUCAACGAGCACGACGACCGCGGUGAGAUAUUCAUGUUCGAGCUCCGCGAGGGCACGUUCAUCAAGCGUCUCAAGGUACCUGGCCUCGUGGCUGGACGGCAGCAAUUUCGUGGCAAGUCGAGCGCGUUGAGUGCGGCUCGCAUCAACUCCCUUGUAUGGCGCGGGAAUGGGGGCUCGGGAGAAGGGUUGGAGAUGUUUUCGGCUCACGGCGAUGGGACCAUCCGCGCCUGGGUGUCCCGGGAUACAGAGGGAGAGCCCGAUGAAGCCGAGGAGGCCGAGCAGGCUGACCGAAAGAGGAAAAGAGAUGUCCUUGACGAAAUCUACCAGGGAUUCAUCACCCCUGUUACACCGGUAUAA